GGAGGAGCGCGUCGUCUGCUGUGGGGCAGCGAUCAGCUGGUGGCGAGGUGCAGACGGGACCAGGCACUGGGUGCAGUUUUUCCUCUUCCUCCUCCUCCUCCUCUUUCUCCCAGCAGGCCACCAUGGGGAUGACACGCAUUUUGCAGGGCAUCAUGAGGUACAGGAACACGUACAGGGAAAAAAUGGUGAAGCAAUUUGAAGUGGUGCGGGAUGAUCCACAUCCCAAAGCAGUCUUCUUCACGUGCAUUGACAGUCGCAUGCUUCCCACCAGGUUCACGCAGACCAAUGUUGGAGACAUGUUUAUUGUGCGUAAUGCAGGGAACCUGGUGCCUCAUGCCAACCUGAGUGGACAUGAAGAGAUUACCACAGAGCCUGCUGCACUUGAGCUGGGGUGUGUCAUCAACGGCAUCAAGCACGUCAUUGUUUGCGGUCACUCAGACUGCAAGGCUAUGAACAUGCUGCACAUGAUGCGCAACAGUGACCGCACACUGCAAGAAAUGCUCAAGUUGUCCCCACUCAAGGCUUGGCUAGUGCGUCAUGGCCACUCGUCCAUCGUCAAGUUUGCUCAGCUGGAGGUGUCCGACUUUCAAGCCCCAUUAGUGUUUCAGGCUGAGACUCCGAUGAGGCGCUUUAUUGCAUACAUUGAUCCUGACAAUCGCUUCACUGUGGAGGACAAGCUGUCUCAGGUCAACACCCUCCAGCAGCUGCAGAACAUUGCCAGCUACAACUUCAUGCGAGAGGGCCUCUUGAGGAAUCGGGUCUACAUCCAUGCCCUUUGGUUUGACAUCUAUACCGGUGACAUCUACUACUUCUCACGCCAGCAGAAGAUGUUUGUUGACAUUAAUGAGACCAACAUAGAAAAGCUCCUUGAUGAAGUUCUGAAAUAUUACACAUAGUAUCUCAAUAUUUUGUUUUAGAUAUUUUUAUAUUGUUUUGGCCAAGUGUAUUGAUGGGUAGCAAUGUGGAAUGUAUUGAAGGUAUAUGGUGUUGGUAGAGGUUGCUAAUGAUAGAGUGGUUGAGUAUGUGAGAUAAAUAAGAAUUAGAACAUUCAAGGAAGAAAUACAUGGGCAAGAAUAGAAACUCCUCUGUGGUGGCCAUUCCCUGUAUGAUACGACUGGAACAUUAGUCCCAAAUGUGUAGAUUUUUUGCAUAUAGGCACAUAUAUGAAUUACAUUGAUAUUUUUAUCAUAGAUAUGUAUUUUUUUACUUAGUACUUGCAUAUUUUUAUUUCAUAGUAUUUAGUGUUUCCAAAGAUGUGCAAAUAUUCUUAUUAUUUUAGAGUGGCUCAUAGAAUUUGAAUAUGUUUGUGCAUAUUGCUGAUAGAUGGCUUUGAUGGAGGAAGUUGAAGUACAUCAGUAACAGAUUCAUUUGGUAUUUUGAUUAAUUUUAUUUUCAAGAAUUUCCAUGUUAAAUGAAAAACAAUAUGUGGUUAAAAUGAAGUCCUGGGCUUCCAAAAGUAGCACUGUCAGUUUGCAGUUUAGUUGGCCCUGAAUGGAUAAGAUGUGACAUACAAUGCAGUUUUGUAAUAAGAUUUAGCACAAUGCUGAAUGCUUAGAAAAGAUUUAAAGCACAUGGUAUCUGUGUAUUGUAACAUGACAAAGGUUGUGUGUGUGUGUGUGUGCGUGUGUGUGUGCAGAUACAUUAACAAAUAUUUGCACAUAAUUCCCAUAGGAGACAUUCCUUGUGUGUUUCUCACCAAACAGUUUUCUUUGCUUUAUAGCACAGCCAAGUCACAAAAUCUCUCUCUCUCUCUCUCUCUCUCUCUCUCUCUCUCUCUCUCUCUCUCUCUCUCUCUCUCUCUCUCUCUCUCUCUCUCUCUCUCUCUCUCUCUCUCUCUCUCUCUCUCUCUCUCUCUCUCUCUCUCUCUCUCUCUCUCUCUCUCUCUCUCUCUCUCUCUCUCUCUCUCUCUCUCUCUCUCUCCACAAACACAUUCAAAUUCACAGGGAACAUUCCCACAUUUUAUACUGUUGAAAAAUACUUCAUCAUUCACUAACAAAAGUACAAGUGCAGUAUUAAGUACAAGUUUUAGAUGCAUUAUUAUUCUUGGGACAGGCAGUAGGCACAUAGUAGUCAGUGAGUGUGUCUGGAGUGUGGCCUGCAUAACAAGUAGGAGAAAGGAAGUAGGGGGGGUAGAAUGAAGAAAUAGAGGAGAUUGCAAAUUAAAAGGUUGGAAAGGAAAAUCUUCAGCAGAUACUGACUUGAAAUAGGUGAGAGAGAGAGAGAGAGAGAGAGAGAACAUUUGUAGAUUUCUCAAGUGAGCAUUCAAUGGCAGCUUUUUUUAUUAAUAGUAUAACUACUACCUCAAAGCACAACAUGUUGCAUUUCUCCACUUAUAUUUUCAUGAUCUGAGUACAUGUAAAAUUCUUGCAUCUUUUCACUUGGCAACUGCUCUUAAUUCCCUCCUACAUCAGCUGAAUUGUGGGGGUCUGUGAGUUGUCUGUCUGGUUCAUGUUCUGCAAGGUUGUCCUGUCGUGUGACUAACUAACCAGAGUUUUUAUUUAGCAAUGACCUAAAUUAAUUAUGUUUCCUAUGUUCUGUGUGCAACAUGUCUAAUACAUUGUAUAGCUUUAUCUUGACAA
Scylla paramamosain (green mud crab) is the source of this 2579-nucleotide messenger RNA. It is a transcript of the gene CAHbeta, whose product is annotated as beta carbonic anhydrase 1-like. The transcript has 5 exons. NCBI's taxonomy places the organism in Eukaryota, Metazoa, Arthropoda, Malacostraca, Decapoda, Portunidae. Gene Ontology annotation, molecular function: zinc ion binding; carbonate dehydratase activity. The coding region runs from base 123 to 896 and encodes 257 amino acids. The record is from RefSeq and is a predicted model, not a curated record.